AUGUUCGUUCUUUACGAAACACCGGCAGGAUAUGCCAUAUUCAAGCUGUUGGAUGACAACAAAUUCAAGGAGAUCGAUAAUCUGUACCUGGAGUUUGAAACACCGGAGAAGGCCAACAAGAUCGUCAAGCUAAAGCACUUUGAAAAGUUUGCCGACACUACGGAAGCUCUUUCGGCGGCCACCGCUGCCGUGGAGGGCAAACUGUCCAAGCCGUUGAAGAAGGCACUGAAGAAGCUGGUGGUGGAUGAUGUCCAGAAUGAGCUGCUCGUUGCCGACGCCAAGCUCGGUAACGCGAUCAAGGACAAAAUGUCGCUGCAGUGCGUGGCCAACACGUCGGUGCAGGAGCUGAUGCGUUGCAUCCGCACGCAGUCGGAAAGCUUGCUCUCCGGGCUGCCCAAGAAGGAGAUGACGGCCAUGUCGCUGGGUUUGGCCCAUUCGCUUUCUCGCUACAAGCUCAAGUUCUCGCCCGACAAGAUCGAUACGAUGAUCGUGCAGGCACAGUGCCUGCUGGAUGAUCUGGACAAGGAGCUGAACAACUACAUGAUGCGCGUACGGGAAUGGUACGGCUGGCACUUCCCCGAACUGGGAAAGAUUCUGACCGACAACGUAGCGUACGUGAAGACCAUCAAGUUGGUCGGUAUGCGUGAAAACAUGGCCGAUACCGAUUUGUCCGAUAUUUUGAUGGAAGAGGUUGAGCAGAAAGUGAAGGAAGCGGCUGAAAUUUCGAUGGGCACGGAAAUCUCGGAAGAAGACAUCACCAACAUCCAGAGUCUGUGCGAUGAGAUCAUCUCGAUCACUGAAUAUCGUACCCAUCUGGCCGACUAUCUGAAGGCGCGUAUGAUGGCCAUGGCACCUAACUUGACUGUGCUAGUGGGCGAGCAGGUCGGUGCUAGGUUGAUCGCUCACUCGGGCUCCUUGGUCAAUCUGGCGAAGCAUCCUGCUUCGACGCUUCAGAUUUUGGGUGCGGAAAAGGCGCUGUUCCGUGCGCUCAAGGCCAAGAAGGACACACCCAAGUACGGUUUGAUCUUCCAUGCCGGAAUGGUCGGUUCCGCGAGCAUCAAGAACAAGGGUCGCAUCUCGCGAUCACUGGCCGCGAAGGCUUCGCUGGCCACCCGUGUGGACGCGUUCGGUGACGAUGUGACCAUGCAGCUGGGCAUUGACCACAGGGCGAAGCUGGAAACGAGGCUUCGCAUGCUGGAGGAGGGCAACAACAAGCGGCUGUCGGGCGUGAAGGCGAAGGCUAAGCUGCAGAAGUUCCACGCCGUCAGCGAGGUGAAAACGUUCAAGGUCGCCACCGACAGUACGCUUCCUUCCACCUCGUCGAAGAAGCUGAAGGCUGAGGAUGAAGCGGCCAAUGCACCUUCGCCCAAAAAGAAGAAGAUUGAGGAGAUAGAGCCGGAAAUGGGAGAACCCUCAACCGAAAAGAAGAAGAAAAAGAAGAAGAAGAACAAGGAAGAAGGAGCGGCCGAAGAAACCAUGAUGGACGAUAGCGUCGCCGCGGCGGAGGAGGAGACACCGACGUCGACAAAAAAGAAUAAAAAAUCCAAAGCGAAAAAGGCAGCCGCCGAGCAGGAUGAUGAGUAGGGCGGGGUUUUGGUUCGUGGUAGGAUUUAGAAAGUUACACUAAAAGGUACAUAGAUUUAUGUAUAUCUUAAGAGCCAGAAUGGGAGGUAGCGGGAGAAUGUUGAUAACAGUUUUAUCUCCUUGACUUACACUCGCUCGUUGACAGUGACAUGUUAGGAAAAGGGCAAUGCGCGCCGCCGUGCUGUAUAUGUUGUACAGCAUAGUAACACUUUAAAAACCCAGCCAAGUUAACCAGCUGGUUAAUGAAAUUCAGCAUUGCUUUACUGUACCAGUUCCAACCUCCAGCACGGCCCGGUUUUUUUUGGAAUUUAUCUAUUUCCAGAAAAGUAAGGCAUCGUGUUUCUAAUCAUACUAUAACCGGGUACCAAUAGAAUCGCUCUUGCAAUCUACCAGCGAAACAAAAAAAUUAUAGGUUUUUUUUACUUUCAUCCCUUUUAAAUUCUUGUUAAAGUAUAAUUUUGAUGUAUUUACUGUCAGCAGUUAUACUCGCUCUUUUAUUACACUCAACAACGUGUAAUUAAUGUACGAUUGUUAGAGGGUUUUUUUUCGUCUCCGGCAGAUAAGGAUACUAUGUAGUGCGUAAGAUAAAUGUAAAACUGAAUAUUUUUUGCAAAAUACAUAGAAUUCUAAGUGAAA
Anopheles arabiensis is the source of this 2220-nucleotide messenger RNA. It is a transcript of the gene nop5, whose product is annotated as nucleolar protein 58. Lineage: Eukaryota; Metazoa; Arthropoda; Insecta; Diptera; Culicidae. The coding region runs from base 1 to 1584 and encodes 527 amino acids. Gene Ontology annotation, cellular component: box C/D methylation guide snoRNP complex; small-subunit processome. The transcript has 7 exons. The record is from RefSeq and is a predicted model, not a curated record. Gene Ontology annotation, molecular function: snoRNA binding.